Molecule: messenger RNA, 885 nt
Organism: Budorcas taxicolor (takin)
Lineage: Eukaryota; Metazoa; Chordata; Mammalia; Artiodactyla; Bovidae
Gene: ARL13A
Product: ADP ribosylation factor like GTPase 13A
Exons: 7
Biological process (GO): receptor localization to non-motile cilium; non-motile cilium assembly
Cellular component (GO): non-motile cilium; ciliary membrane
Molecular function (GO): GTP binding; GTPase activity
Source: RefSeq, a predicted model, not a curated record
AUGUUCCGGCUUCUGACCUCCUGCUGGUGUCGCCUAAAGACAGCUGAAGAGACCGAAAGACAUGUAGUCAUCAUCAUCAUUGGACUGGACAACUCAGGCAAAACUGUUCUUGUGGAGGCGUUCCAAAGACAACUCCCUAGUAGUAGUAGGAUGGACAGUUGUUCAAACUCUCAACUAACGACACUCCUGGUGGAUAAUUAUGAAGUUUCCAUCUAUGACCUGAAAGGAGACACGCAGGGCCGCGAAACCUGGCCAAACUUCUAUGCUCAGGCACACGGGCUUGUUUUCGUCCUGGAUUCCAGCGACUUGGAGCGCAUGCAGGAAGUGAAGGUCAUCUUACCCAACCUGCUGUCUGAUGAAAGAGUGGCUGGGAAACCCAUCCUACUCCUGGCCAACAAGCAGGAUAAGACGGAUGCCCUGCCGCCUGGUGAUAUCAUUGAAUAUCUGCUGCUGGAGAGACUAAUGAAUGAGAACAAGUCUCCGUGCCGAGUGGAACCUUGUUCAGUUGUCAAAGACCUCCAAAGGAGCCAUCAACCUAUAAUUGAUGGCCUGCACUGGCUGUUAUCUGCCAUUGGGGAGGAAUAUGAAGAGCUGUGUGCUCGCCAACAGCCACUGCCACCAACCAUUGCAGCCUCCAGUGGCACUAGAGGAUUUGAGGAAAGAUCCCCAGCAGACAGCUUUGCUACCCAGAUGGGAAUGUCCAAAGAAAAUAGACAGCAUGUAGGACAACACUCAAUGGAACCUAAGCCUCUGAAGUCAAUCCUGCUAAAAGAAGGUGUAAGAAUAAGACCCAAGAAGAACGUAUCAGUAACCUUUGCCUUAGAUGAACCCAUGGAGGAAGGUGAAUAUUCCGGGGGAAAUGGAUCUCAUAACACCGCUGGAGCU